AAUAAAGAUCCUAGCAGUAAAAAGAAAGCCAAAGAGAAGGUUGUAGAAAAGGUGGUGGAAGAGGGGCAACCUCAACGCAAAAUCAACGUUGUUGAGGAUGGAGGGACAAUGAUGGCUCUUGAGAAUCUUCUAGAAGAUACCUCUGAAUCAUCUGAUACUAUCAAGGAAGAUGAUGAAUCGAAAAAGGCAUCGGAGUCAGCUGGAGACGAUAGUGCAUCACAUAAUAAUCCAGAGUCAACGGGCGAAGCUGAUAAGGAGUCAAACAGUUCAGCAUCUCAAAAAAGAACAAUCGAUGCUGUUGAAGACGAGGACGAUGAUGAUCUGAGCUCUCUUGAGGAUGAGCCGCUAAAGAAGAAACGCAAGGCUGGUAAACCCGUUGGUAAAUCCGCUGUUAAAACCGUUGUUAAAACAGUAAAUAAUAAAGCAGGGAACGUUGAAAAGGAAGACAAAAAAAUCAAAAAUCUCAAAUCAUUAAUUAAUAAAUGUGGAGUACGUAAGACUUGGGCAAAAGAAUUGGUAGAUUGUAAGACAAACCUUAGUAAAAUCCGCAAAUUGAAACAAAUACUUGUAGAUUUGGGCGUUGAAGGGCGUCCGACACUCGAAAAGUGCAAGAAGGUAAAAAAACGCAGAGAACUCGAAGCCGAACUAAGAGCCAUGAGUGCUGAAAACAUCAUCUCUGAUGAUGUAAAAGAAACCCGGAAAGCACGCGCAUCUAGAGGCAUUUUUAAUGCCGCACGUCGUCGGGUUUCUCGUGCUACCCGGUCUUUACCAGAAAGCGAUGACGCUGCCUCAAGAGAUAAAGAUUCGGAUGACAGUGAUUCGGAUGACAAAGGUUCAGAUGACAGGGAAUCAGAUGAUAGGGAUUCAGAUGACAAAGUUUCGGAAGACAGAGAUUCGGACAAAGAUUCAGAUGAUAACCAUUUAGGUUCCGAGUGA
This is a messenger RNA of Funneliformis caledonium, 936 nucleotides long. The record is from the annotation of a GenBank genome assembly. Lineage: Eukaryota; Fungi; Glomeromycota; Glomeromycetes; Glomerales; Glomeraceae.